Dacryopinax primogenitus is the source of this 600-nucleotide messenger RNA. Its product is annotated as kinase-like protein. Bases 1 to 600 code for a protein of 199 amino acids. The transcript has a single exon. Lineage: Eukaryota; Fungi; Basidiomycota; Dacrymycetes; Dacrymycetales; Dacrymycetaceae. The record is from RefSeq and is a predicted model, not a curated record.
AUGACCGAAUUACCCGGAAAGACGCUUCUUGAAGUCAUCGAAACUCUGUCGCCGGGCGAGAUCGUCGACAUCGGGAUGGACCUUCGAACACACUUGUCCGAGUUUCGCCGUAUACCGAACCCGUAUCCAACUCAAGUCUGGGGUGCAUCUGGAGGUGAAUGGCUGGCGCCCCGUUUUCAUUAUGAUUGGGAUAUGCCGGUUUUUGAAGAUGUGGCAGCGUUCCACAACUGGAUCCAGAGCGUGACCGGGCAGUACUGGCCAUUGGUUCAGCCGAAAGUAGAGAAGACAUUCGCCAAGUAUCACAACACACCGACCGUAUUCACCCAUGGCGAUAUCGCGCCUCAUAACAUUCUGAUCGAAGGGGGAAGGAUUUCAGGACUGAUCGAUUGGGAGACGUCCGGUUGGAUGCCGCAUUACUGGGAGAAUAUAUGCUGUGUGGAACCAAACCGCCGCGGACCGGAGGCGUUCAGGAAGGUGCUUGAGAUCGCAUUGGCUGACUUUGGAGCGGGUGAAGGAGAUGGCAUAACUCAGGCUUCCGAAACAACUUUCAACCACCCGCCAUGGGAAACGAUGUCAAAGGAAGAGAAAGAAUGGUAUUGA